Odocoileus virginianus texanus is the source of this 1002-nucleotide messenger RNA. The record is from RefSeq and is a predicted model, not a curated record. NCBI's taxonomy places the organism in Eukaryota, Metazoa, Chordata, Mammalia, Artiodactyla, Cervidae.
AUGGCAGACAAGGGUGUGCUGACCCCCCAGCAGCCCGGAGGUGGCCCCCCGUCGGGCCAGACCCACGCCCCCAACCCCAACCCUCCCGCCCGCCAGCCCGGGGCUGCAGCCACCCAGUCGCCUGUGCGCGCGGGGGCGGACCCUCCGUUGAACGUCACUGGGCCCCUCAAGGAAGGCAGUAGGUUGUAUAGUUAUCUUCCGAGGGGGCAACAUCACUACCCUGAAACCACACAACCUACUACCUCACCCCGCCGGCACCCGGCUGUGGGAGGGUCCGCCGUCCGCCGCCUGCCCAGCCCGCGGCCCCCGGAGCUGUGGAGGGCCACGCCGAAGGCACCACGGCUCCCCCGCGGCGGCCGGCCCGCCUGCGGGCGCCGAGAGCAGGCACGGGCCCCACGGGGCCGCCGCGGGCUGGAGAACGCGCCUCUCGCUUCCUGCCCACGACAGCACAGUCCAGGCCCCCCUCCCUCCGCCGACCAGAGGCCUGACCCUGAGCUGGACGGGCUGGCGGGUCAAAGCUGGCCCCGGGACCUGCCCCAGGCCACACAGCACUGCCCCACCCUGCAGAGGCCGCACCCCUGCCCCCCCCACCCCCCAAGCCAGAGUCCUGGCAGCGGGGGUCUCAUGCCCAGGCCCAAUAAACAGCGCAGAGGCUGCUCCCCGAACAACCCCGAGGGGUAUGAAGUCAGUGCCAGGGCCCUCAGCAGGGAUGAGGACUCCAGUGCCCACUCCGGGCUGUCCACCCAGAGGAUGAGACUGAGGUGCAGCCGCCAGGACGGGAAGCCAGGAACACCCCAACACGUGGCUGGCCUGUGGUCACAACUGUCCUGUCUCUCCUCGAAGCCCCAGAAGGGACUCUGCGUGAGAGGGCCUCAGGGUCCCGUCCCACUGUCUCUGCCUGAACUCCCCACCGGCAGUCAGGACCAGGAAGUCCCCGAGGACAGAGCCGGCCCGCCUCUGAGGACAGGGGUUGAGGAGAGGGUGACCAAGGGUCCUCCCUGA